AUUCAGGGAUUCCGGUACUCUUAGUUCAACCUUUCAUGAGCAAAAUUCAGCAAAAGGACCGCAGGACCUGCAUUGCUUAGAUGGACGUUCCAGUCGACGCAGGGACUUGCGAUGGACUCGAGCUCGAAGCCAUGCGCACGGUCGACUCCUCUUGGCUUCCCUGUACGGUCACUCUCAGCCCUUUUGGAAGAGGUCUUCUUAUAGACUUUGGAAGCCAAGAGCCAGAAGACAUGAUAUUGACUGAGCCAGAAGUGCUGAAGCGUCUCCGCUUUCGAUCAAUUCCUCUUCAAGGUGGCGAUUGCUCUCACAUUGAGCAAGGAAAACAUGUCCUUGCUGCCUGCGAAUCACAGUUCCCAGACUGCUUCUACGAUGCCGAAGUAGAAAAGAUUUCUCCUAAAAUUUAUAAUUUUCAGGUGCUCAGAAUAAGACACUCAAAGAGGAUCAAUUGUAGAUGCACUUUCACUGUUAAAUUGCUUCGGAAAGAUGUCAAGGGAGAAACCCUCACGGUAUCAUCUAGUUCAAUCAUGAGAUUAGCCGAGAAAAGUAUAAAGGAUCACCCUGUUAUUUCUGAAUUCUUGAAAUCUGUGGAAAGUCAAACUAUAUAUUCUGCCUCUCCAUUCUUCCCUGUUAAUCAAGAGAAUGGUGUUGAAGACCUAGACAGGAUGCUGGAAAAGCGAAAGGGUUGUUAUAUGUUUGACGAUCCUAAACAUGGAAUUUCAAGAGACAUUCUGUUUGGGAUUGGGAUGAAAGUUGAGAAGAAUGGGCAAGCACAACGCAGACUUAUUGAUGAAUUUGAUGCAAGUAAUUUUCCUGUUCAAGGUCCUGAAGAACCAAUUCGAUCAGAAGCAUCUGCUCAGGAUCCGGUGAAACUGCAACUGGAUGAAGAGGUUGAAGUUCCUUUACCUUUUAGUUCAUCUAUUUUUGAGCUUUCUAAUAGCAAGUCCCGACUCAGUCCUCUUGCCGCCCGUGCGGCUCUGGCAUCAAUAGUCUCAGCUGCUCACAGUGUAUUAACAAAUGGUACUGAGGCAGGCAACUCCUGUAUCAUUCGUAGUGUGUCUCCGCGGAGUGAUAAAUCUUUACAAGUGCCAUCUCCUUCUAUCCCAGUUGCUUCAGAGUCCAUUGAUUCUAGAGCAACAGAGAUGUGUUCAACAAAUGAAACCAAGGUGAGGGAACCUACAAAAAUAGCUAGAAUAACUCGAUCGACUGCUCGAGGAGGUCCUGCUGCCACAAAUUAUGAAGAUCAGAUAAAAUCCUGUAAGGAAGAGAUACAGAAAAGAACCUUGGCAAACACUAGAAGGUUUACUCGUUCUUCUGGGCUUGCAGAUAGAGAGAAUGCAAUAACAGUUGAGCAGGGUCUGGACUAUGAUUUGACCCGGAUGACGACAUCAAAUAGAAGUUCUACCAAAAGGAAGGUAUCUCAAAAGAAAGAAAAGGUCUCAUCACCGGUUGAUACUGAGUUUCAUGGUCUUUCCAAAGAAAAAGUUGAGAAAACUGUAGAUAAUAAGAGAAAAAUUGAAGAUAAAACUUCUGGUGCCAAGCAAAAGGAUGGAGAGGAAACUUCUGAUGCCCUCGAGAAUGUCGAACAAAACAAAGGUUAUCCCUCUAAACUUCUGGGUUUCAAUUUUGUUUUGUCAUUUAGUGUAGAUGUUAUGCUGCUAUGGCCCAUGGUCACUGCAUCUAAAUGCUACUGGCUUUUGCCUUCUCGUGAUGAUAAAUCUCCAUUGAUAAGCAUGAUACUCUUAAUUUCUGCUGCUGGUCCUUUUGCCUGAGCCAAUUUAUAUCGCAACAUAUGAAGCUUGCUUGAAGAGGCUGGAUUUGUAACUUCACAUCUGAUGAUUCACAAAAGAGGAAAGAAAAAGACUUGUACCCAGUGGUUCAAACAUGCAUUUUCAAGUUCAGUGGUUUAUCUUUAGGCUGCUAAUACUUCCUCACGCUCCCAAUCACCAUCAAUUUUGUUCCACCAUUAAAAAAGUAAAAAAUAAUUAACACGGUUUUGCAAUACAUGUGCUCAUGACAUGUCAUUUUGCUAAUCUGCUUGCCUAGUUCAUUAGUAAAAGGUGUUGCUUGAUUUGUGAGUCAUUAUAUUUUCUUCUCCAGCAUCAUAUUUCUUGUGCAUAACAAAGUCUACUUUUAAUGCGUGGAGAACACUUCUAACAGAACAAACCAAUUAGAAUUGAAACAAUCAAGUUAGAGAGGUUUAUUAUGACAGGUGAAAAUGAUUGAACAUUUUUGAGAUAGCAAUAGGAGGCAAUAUCUUAGAUGAUAUAGGUCAUGAUCCAUGAUUACAAGUACAUUCUGUAUCAACAUGUUGCUUGGAUCUCCCAAUAGUAUCGUGUCUGAGUACUACAGUGGAGGAUAAGUAGCUGGUUAAGUUGCAGGUUCUGGAGAGAGCAGCCGUGGUCAGAAGAGGAAACUGGCCUCUUCCAAAAAACAAGAGCGACGGUUUUCUCCUCGGCUUCAAUUUCUCCCACGCACUCGUUCACAGGGCAAGUCUCAGUUGUAAAUUUUGAUGGAAAAAUC
Molecule: messenger RNA, 2520 nt
Organism: Rhodamnia argentea
Lineage: Eukaryota; Viridiplantae; Streptophyta; Magnoliopsida; Myrtales; Myrtaceae
Exons: 4
Coding region: 81-1769 (562 amino acids)
Molecular function (GO): chromatin binding
Source: RefSeq, a predicted model, not a curated record